AGACCAGAGAGCGAGUAAAUUAAAGUAAAUUGCUUGUAUCCGUUCAAAAUGCACUAAUCGCACUCAGUAUACGAAUUAUCAGAGGCAGAGACAGAGCUACGGUAGAGUCAAAGUCAGAUCGCAUACAGUGUUAUUUCAGCUGUUGAGCGUAACAGAGGCACAAGUACGAGUAGUUUGUCAAGAUGAGCUAUGAGCUGUGGGAUAACGAUGAGGAAAUCAAUUACUUUCGGGAAUACCUCCGCAUACCAACCGUUCAUCCAGAUCCUAACUAUGAGCCCGCUGUGGAUUUCCUGAAGCGACAGGCCAAAGAGCUCGAUUUGCCCGUUUCUGUCUUCUAUCCUUUUGAUAAAGCAAAUCCCGUGCUUGUUAUUACUUGGACGGGUCAGGAUCCCAAAUUGCCUUCCAUUUUGCUAAACUCACAUAUGGAUGUGGUGCCCGUAUUCCCUGAGAAUUGGACACGAUCGCCAUUUAGCGCUGAUAUGGAUAUCCUUGGUAACAUCUAUGCUCGAGGUGCUCAGGACAUGAAGUGUGUCGGUUCUUGGUAUAUGGCAGCCAUCAGGGCAUUAAAAAAAAGUGGAACCACGUUCAAACGCACCAUACACUUAUCAUUUGUGCCGGAUGAGGAAAUGGGAGGUCGCCGUGGUAUGCGUGUGUUCAUCGAUACCGAUGAGUUUCGCAAUCUGAAUGUGGGAUGUGGACUCGACGAAGGUCUGGCCUCACCCGGAGAAGAGAUUCCAGUUUACUAUGGCGAGCGCACCGUGUGGCGAAUGACAUUUAAGGCAACGGGUCAGGCAGGUCAUGGCUCGCUGUUGCUUGAGAACACAGCCGGUGAGAAGAUUACCUAUAUACUGAACAAAAUGAUGGCACUCAGACAGACACAGGUGGAUCGUUUGAAGAAUAACCCGGAGCUAACAAUUGGCGAUGUGACGUCCAUAAAUCUGACUCGACUCGACGGUGGAGUUCAGAGUAAUGUGGUGCCACCACUUCUGACAGCUGGUUUCGAUACACGAUUGGCAUUGGAUGUGGAUCUUCAGAGACACGAGGAUCAACUGCAUAAAUGGUGCGAGGAAGCAGGCGGCGGUGUUGAGAUUGAAUUUGAUCAGAAGCAUCCGUUUGUAAAGCCCACAGCCCUCGACGAUUCUAAUCCCUUCUGGGUGGCAUUCAAGAAAGCCACAGAUGAAUUAUGUCUCGAGAUUAAACCACAGAUCUUCACUGGCGGCACCGAUAGCCGAUAUCUGCGUAGGGAGGGCAUUCCGGCAUUUGGUUUCUCACCCUUGCACCACACGCCCGUCUUGUUACACGAUCACGAUGAGUUCAUUAAUGCAGAUAUUUACCUGAAAGGUAUACAAAUUUAUAAGAAAAUUAUUAGCAAUUUGGCUAAUCUGAGUUGACAAAUCAUCGAAAAUAAUAUAAUGCAAUUGAUUAAAUGAAAUAAUAGCUCAAAUUAUUUUAUUAAAACAAAAGUGUUCAGUUUAUGAUAAGCAUUUUAUAUGUAACUGACAACUUUAAUAUAGUUUUGUAUUGUUCUUAAGUUAAUCGAAAACACGGCGAGUAUGAUUGCAUUAAACGAUUGCAGAUAUCGUUUCAGUUAUAUAUAUCUUUACUUUAUUUAUCUUAUAAAGAAAUCAGAUUGAAUUUGUGGACAUUCCAGCUGAUCAGAUGGUCAAUAAAUUAAAUAAUUACAUAUUUCAACAUGA
Messenger RNA from Drosophila innubila, 1697 nucleotides. Its product is annotated as aminoacylase-1. Gene Ontology annotation, molecular function: aminoacylase activity. Gene Ontology annotation, biological process: amino acid metabolic process. Lineage: Eukaryota; Metazoa; Arthropoda; Insecta; Diptera; Drosophilidae. Gene Ontology annotation, cellular component: cytoplasm. The transcript is spliced from 7 exons. The record is from RefSeq and is a predicted model, not a curated record. Bases 183 to 1391 code for a protein of 402 amino acids.